Messenger RNA from Elephantulus edwardii (Cape elephant shrew), 2392 nucleotides. It is a transcript of the gene OSBP, whose product is annotated as oxysterol binding protein. The transcript has 15 exons. Gene Ontology annotation, molecular function: sterol binding. Gene Ontology annotation, cellular component: intracellular membrane-bounded organelle; membrane; cytosol. NCBI's taxonomy places the organism in Eukaryota, Metazoa, Chordata, Mammalia, Macroscelidea, Macroscelididae. Bases 28 to 2286 code for a protein of 752 amino acids. The record is from RefSeq and is a predicted model, not a curated record.
UCCUGUCUCUCGGGGCGGCGGCGGUUCAUGGCGGCGACGGAGCUGAGGGGAGUGGUGGGGCCGGGCCCGACAGCCAUAGCAGCUCCAGGCGGCGGCGGCUCGGGCACUGGAGGCUCCUCCGGCUCCGCUCGCGAAGGCUGGCUCUUCAAAUGGACCAAUUAUAUCAAAGGCUACCAGCGGCGGUGGUUCGUGCUCAGCAACGGGCUCCUGAGCUACUACAGGUCAAAGGCAGAGAUGAGGCACACCUGCCGUGGUACCAUCAACCUUGCCACAGCCAACAUCACCGUGGAGGACUCCUGCAACUUCAUCAUUUCCAACGGGGGCGCGCAGACCUACCACCUGAAGGCCAGCUCAGAAGUGGAGCGGCAGCGCUGGGUGACAGCCUUGGAACUGGCCAAGGCCAAAGCCGUGAAGAUGCUGGCAGAAUCAGAUGAAUCAGGAGAUGAAGAGUCCGUCUCACAGACAGACAAGACAGAGCUGCAGAAUACCCUCCGGACCCUCUCCAGCAAAGUGGAGGACCUGAGCACGUGCAAUGACUUGAUAGCCAAACAUGGAACAGCCCUGCAGCGCUCCCUCAGUGAGCUGGAGUCCCUGAAACUGCCUGCUGAGAGCAACGAGAAAAUCAAGCAGGUCAACGAGCGGGCUACACUCUUCAGGAUAACAUCCAAUGCCAUGAUUAACGCCUGCAGAGACUUCCUCAUGCUAGCCCAGACUCACAGUAAGAAAUGGCAGAAGUCCCUGCAGUAUGAGAGAGACCAGCGCAUCCGCCUGGAAGAGACCCUGGAGCAGCUGGCCAAGCAGCACAACCACCUGGAGAGGGCCUUCCGAGGAGCCACUGUGCUGCCGGCAAACACACCAGGCAGCGCAGGGUCUGGCAAAGAUCAGUGCUGCUCCGGCAAAGGCGACGUGAGUGAUGAGGACGAUGAGAAUGAAUUUUUUGAUGCUCCUGAAAUCAUCACUAUGCCUGAAAAUUUGGGCCACAAACGUACCGGCAGCAACCUCAGUGGGGCCAGCAGUGACAUCAGUCUUGAUGAGCAGUACAAACAUCAGCAGCUGGAGGAAACCAAGAAGGAAAAGAGAACUAGAAUACCUUACAAGCCCAACUAUAGCCUCAACUUAUGGAGUAUCAUGAAGAACUGCAUUGGAAAAGAGCUCUCCAAGAUCCCCAUGCCGGUGAACUUUAACGAGCCCUUGUCCAUGCUUCAGCGCCUUACUGAGGAUCUGGAAUAUCAUGAGCUGUUAGACCGAGCUGCAAAGUGUGAGAACUCUCUAGAACAGCUCUGUUAUGUUGCAGCUUUCACCGUGUCCUCCUACUCCACCACUGUCUUCCGUACCAGCAAGCCAUUCAACCCGCUCCUUGGGGAGACCUUUGAACUUGACCGGCUGGAGGAGAAUGGGUAUCGAUCCCUCUGUGAGCAGGUGAGUCACCACCCCCCUGCUGCUGCUCACCAUGCUGAAUCCAAGAAUGGCUGGACAUUGCGUCAGGAGAUCAAAAUCACCAGCAAGUUUCGAGGCAAAUACCUCUCCAUUAUGCCGCUCGGUACUAUUCACUGUAUUUUCCAUGCAACUGGGCACCACUACACUUGGAAGAAAGUUACCACAACGGUGCACAACAUUAUUGUUGGCAAGCUGUGGAUAGACCAGUCUGGUGAAAUUGAGAUUGUGAAUCACAAGACAGGAGACGAGUGCAAUCUUAAGUUUGUUCCUUACAGCUACUUCUCAAGAGAUGUGGCGAGAAAGGUGACAGGGGAGGUGACAGAUUCUUCAGGAAAGGUUCACUUUGCCCUUCUGGGGACGUGGGAUGAGAAGAUGGAUUGUUUCAAAGUACAGCCAGUCAUUGGGGAAAACGGAGGGGAUGCUCGGCAGAGAGGCCAUGAGGCAGAGGAGAGCAGAAUCAUGCUCUGGAAAAGGAACCCCUUACCGAAAAACGCAGAAAACAUGUACUACUUCUCAGAGCUUGCUCUGACCCUCAAUGCCUGGGAAGGCGGUACUGCCCCCACAGACAGCCGAUUACGGCCUGACCAGAGACUAAUGGAGAACGGACGCUGGGAUGAAGCCAAUGCUGAGAAGCAGCGCCUCGAGGAAAAACAGAGACUUUCCAGGAAGAAGCGAGAAGCCGAAGCUAUGAAAGCCACAGAAGAUGGCACACCCUAUGAUCCCUAUAAGGCUCUGUGGUUUGAGCGGAAGAAGGAUCCUGUCACCAAGGAGCUAACCCAUAUUUAUCGGGGAGGAUACUGGGAGUGUAAGGAGAAGCAGGACUGGAACAAAUGCCCGGACAUUUUCUGAGCUGGCGGGAGCCAGGCCGAGGGGGAUCCAAGGAGAAGAGGACAGAGUGCGUGGGAAGAUGGCACUGGACUUCCUGACCAGUGCUCUCCUCAAGUUUGUCUGUCUU